AUGGAGGCUUCCAUGUCCUUAUCAGUAGUUCCGGUCUCUCCUAGAUCCAAAUGCGAGUCCAGAAGCGUCGUCCUUGACCAUUCUAAGUCCGGUGUUAUCAACCUCAUUCCCGGGAGGAACAGAACCAAUUACGUGACCAGAAAUCGCCGGUUAACAGCCAGAGUCUCUGCUGUUACUUCGGACCCUGCUCAGGUGGAUCUCACCUGGCAAAUUGUUAUUGGCGCUUUAGCUGGUGUUACGCCUUUUGUGGUUGCAGGGAUUGAGUUCAGCAAGAGAAUAGUGGCACAGAGAAGAUGUGAAGUAUGUGGAGGAUCAGGACUUGUUCUGAGGGACAAGAAGUAUUUUUUCCGAUGCCCAAGUUGUGGUGGAUUUCUACCAUGGCAGUCAUGGAAAAGAUUCUUCAUUGGUUGA
Ilex paraguariensis (yerba mate) is the source of this 411-nucleotide messenger RNA. NCBI's taxonomy places the organism in Eukaryota, Viridiplantae, Streptophyta, Magnoliopsida, Aquifoliales, Aquifoliaceae. The record is from the annotation of a GenBank genome assembly.